AUGGUGCAGAGAAUAAGAUUCAAUAUAACUGGCAACAAAUAUACGCACCAAAUUCCUCCAUGGACGGAGUAUGAUAUUGGGCACAAACAAAAGCCAGGGCGGGUAUUUGGUGGUACCCUGUUCGAAGCGAGCCUCAGUUACAUCGCCAAAUAUCUCACUGUGAGAAAUCUUCAGGUUACAUUCGAGACUUUCAGACAUAGAAGACUCAGAUGCAUGCGAGCAGCCUUUAACCGAGACGCGGAAACCAUGAUGGAGAGAAACAUGGUGGACGAGGAAUGGCUCAUCGGUCAUGAGGAGGCAAAAGACUGUGUUUAUAUGGAUCUUGAAUGGGGUAAAGUAGUGCUUGCACUAAGAGACACGUUCACGUCGCCGUCUCCUCUAAGAAAGGCGAUCUGCAAUAUUCCAAGCCUCAAGGUUUUGGAAUGGGGAACCCUGCCACAGGACAUUGAAGACACGAUCCACCGCUUGCGCGUCGAAUGGGGGAAUUAUGUUCCUCAUUGUGAUCUUGAUCUGGGCAAGGUGCAUGAGCUUUUACCUCUACUUGGAGUUGCAGCCGACGAGCUUGUGGCGCAGAUAAGAGCGAGGCAGAAAGGAUCCGAAUACUUGUCACAGCUUAGCAAGAUGUUAGAAUCUCCGAAUACUUGCGAGUAA
Molecule: messenger RNA, 651 nt
Organism: Bacidia gigantensis
Lineage: Eukaryota; Fungi; Ascomycota; Lecanoromycetes; Lecanorales; Ramalinaceae
Exons: 1
Coding region: 1-651 (216 amino acids)
Source: RefSeq, a predicted model, not a curated record